Messenger RNA from Copidosoma floridanum, 2376 nucleotides. RefSeq names its product protein kinase, cAMP-dependent, regulatory subunit type 1 (gene Pka-R1). Gene Ontology annotation, molecular function: cAMP-dependent protein kinase inhibitor activity; cAMP binding; protein kinase A catalytic subunit binding. Gene Ontology annotation, cellular component: cytosol; cAMP-dependent protein kinase complex. The record is from RefSeq and is a predicted model, not a curated record. NCBI's taxonomy places the organism in Eukaryota, Metazoa, Arthropoda, Insecta, Hymenoptera, Encyrtidae. Gene Ontology annotation, biological process: negative regulation of cAMP-dependent protein kinase activity.
UGUCACUCUCCACUCCGAUUUUUUAUAGAGGCUGUCGUCAACAACAAUCGACAUAUCGACAACUAUCUUAAAUUUGCAACCUGCUGCUAUUAAUACCGCUACAAGUGCUUCGCUUUCUCUCUCUCUCUCGAUACCUAUAAAUAUGCAUUAUGCACUUCUGCGUCCUAUUUUCCACACACCUGAAUCCUUCCUCUGAUCUUCCCUGCAACUAACCGUGGAUGUCUCUCACAAGAGCAUCGCCCUCAAAAAACCACAUCAUCAGUCCAAAGAUAGCGAAACAAUAGUAACAGCAAUUGUAUCGCCACCGUCGUCAUCGUAUUUUUUUAAUGGAACAACGUGAUCAUCAUCGGAGCAGCAGAUGACGAAGUGGAGAAGCAAAGGCAACAGCAUCAGGAGUACAAGACUGCAUGGCAGAAGAAGCUGCAACAACUUUGUAGCCGUUAAAACGCGGACUUGCCCUCGUCGUCGUGGUUGCUGCAACCCCCGUUCUUUCCUCAAAUAGGGGUUAAAAUAAUUGAGCUAUAGACGACGUCUUUGUGCGUUGUUGUUUUUUGUGCGGUGGUGUGCUUUUUUUUUAUUGUUAUUGGGAGAAGAAAUAAAAAUAACACCCCAGUGUUUGUGCUAACGCAGUCGUUACUUAUUUAGUGCAUGUAUAGUACUAACAAUCAAAAAAUAGGUUUACACCUAUAAAAUUUACAAUAAUGCCGAGGGAAACAAACAUGGCGUCGAAUCUCGAGGAACAACAGUGCCUGCGCGAGUGCACCGAGUACAUGCAACGCUCGAAAAUCGUGCCGGUCAUGAAAGACUGCUUUGUGCAGCUGUGCGUCGAUCAACCCGAGAAUCCGGUCACCUUUUUGCGCGAGUACUUUCAGAAGCUCGAGAGGCAAGCGCACGACGCGAAGCAGCAAAUAGUCGCGAGUCCGGAGGACACGGAGGACAUGCCGGCGGGACAGCAGGGGCCACAGGUGCCCCGUCGACGCGGUGGUAUAUCGGCGGAGCCGGUCACCGAGGAGGACGCACGGAAUUACAUGAAAAAAGUCGUGCCCAAGGAUUACAAGACGAUGGCCGCGCUCAGCAAAGCGAUAGCGAAAAACGUCUUGUUCGCCCACUUGGACGAAAACGAGCGCUUCGACAUCUUCGACGCCAUGUUUCCCGUGACCUUUCUACCCGGCGAGGCUAUCAUACGCCAAGGCGACGAGGGUGACAAUUUUUACGUGAUCGACCAAGGCGAGGUGGAGAUAUUCGUGAACGGCGAGCUGGUGACGACGAUCGGCGAGGGCGGCAGCUUUGGCGAGUUGGCGCUCAUCUACGGGACCCCGAGGGCAGCCACGGUCAGAGCCAAGACCGACGUCAAGCUCUGGGGCAUAGACCGCGACUCUUAUCGGCGCAUUCUCAUGAACUCGACAAUAAGGAAGCGCAAGAUGUACGAGGAGUUCCUCUCGAGGGUCUCGAUCUUAGAAUCACUGGAAAAAUGGGAGAGAUUAACGGUGGCGGACGCUUUGGAGCCAGUUUCGUUCGAGGACGGCGAAACGAUAGUCCGCCAGGGCGAGCCGGGCGAGGAUUUUUACAUAAUCGUCGAGGGCACGGCGGUGGUUCUUCAGCAACGCACAGAAGCCGAGGAAUCCGCGGAAGUAGGUCGACUCGGACCCUCGGACUACUUUGGUGAAAUAGCCCUGCUGCUGGACAGACCAAGGGCCGCGACGGUUGUCGCCCGCGGACCUCUCAAAUGCGUCAAGCUGGACAGGGCGCGUUUCGAGCGAGUUCUUGGGCCCUGCGCCGACAUCCUCAAGCGCAACAUCACACAGUACAACAGCUUCGUCUCGCUUUCCGUGUAAAUCCACCUCGUCGGUCGAUCACAAUCGAUUUGCCACCGAGAGUGAGAUGUCAACCAAUACGUACACACCAUCAGUCAUGAAGGCCACGUGGAAUUUCAAGAGGGAGAUGGAAGAAAAAAGCGUUUCAAUGUCAUUGAAGAUGAUAGAAAAAAAUUAUAAUUGGAAAUUGCAAUAAAGUUAAUCCCGAGGUAGAGAUUACAUAUUAUCAAUCGGAGGAAGAAGGAAUUACAAUAAAAGCGAAUCGCGUAUGCCGUCCGCCCUUUAUCGCGGAUGUCCUCGUUUCACAACACAUACAUGUGUGUACACACAUUGUUACAAUUUUUUAUUUGAUUAAUAUUUUAAUAUAUGCAUAUACAUAUAUAUUAAGAAAAUGGAAGAAAACAUUGUAUUGUAUAAGUAGGAGAUUGCUGUAAUAAACAGAUGAGUAUAAAACAAAAAGAUAAAUCCUUAACACAAUUACUGGAUAUGGGAUCUGCAUGACUUUUAGGUAUCGGAUGAAUAAUGGAAUUAAUAACUUGGUUUCAUUUUAAAAAUAGUGAAU